CGUUCCCCCGUGAGAGGUGAUGUCACGAGCGCUGCCCGUGUACGUUCCAGCUGACUCUUGCUACGAUACCGAGCGCUCGCUUUACCGAGUGCCCGAAGAAAGAAAGAGAGAGAGAAAGAGAGAGGUUGCGGAGGUUAGCUACAAAAAUAACGAGAAAGAGAGAGAGCAACAAAGAGGGCAGAGGAAUAAUAACAGCCAUCAGUCUUAACCGUCAUAGCUCACGUUUAAUUGUUUAUUAUAUUCUGAAGAGGGGAACCAUCUUUUUAUUUGCACACGGAGUUUUUCCAGCACUCUCGAUUCGAUUUAGUCUGAUAUUAUAGUUUACUCGCAGUUUCCUUUCGACUGUGUGGGAUUGAAUUGUAUCUCUGCCUCCAUGGACGCCCGUUUAAUUCAACUCAUUCGGUUUUUCGGGGAAUAUUUCUGUCCUGGGCGCGAGGAGCACCAGUCAAAUGCGAUGACAAACGUCAACAAAUGAGCAGCGAUCCCACGGAAGGUUUACUGAACGCGAAACAACUAUCACUAUAUUAUUUAAAAGGAGUCAGUGCGCUUGAAGAGGAUGAAGUACAUCUCCGGCAUCUUUCUCACUUGAGCGGACCGUACGGGACGUCAAUUCACUUCAGUUUUCUAAUGGGAACGCGUUGGGACUUUGAAUGCGAAUUUUAAACGCUCAUAAACUUCCAUAUACUAUAUAUCACGACGCGAAGCGUUCGUUCAACUGCCAAACUCAGUUUUUAGUGCAUUUCUACUUUUGAUUGAAACAACUGAUUCAGUCAACCAGCCCAACUUGUCCAGUCAGUGAUCUGAAAAGUUAUUAACUGGUUGAACCUGGACAAGGUGUUACACCGAGGAAUGUCCAGGCCAAUUUCUCAGCUAUUGCCACCUGACCUUCCAGCAGGGACCAGUCCACAGCUCGGUCCUGCUAACCCUGCAGGUACCACCACCAAUGGCCACCUGAAUAAUUCCAUGGCCAGUCUGAAAUCCCUUCUUCAGCUGCCUAUCAAAGGGGACCAGAGAGGGAAAGACUGCUGUGAGAUGAAAGAUAAAGACAAACCUCUGGACUCUGAUGAGGAUUCGUUGGGUGCAGUUGGGGGCAUGAACGGUGGGAACGGCACCCUGCGUUCCACUAACCAGUCUGCCUUCCUCGGACCAUUGCUAUGGGAGCGCACGUUACCGUGCGAUGGCGGCCUGUUCCAGCUACAGUACAUGGACCUGGAGGAGUUCUUGACGGAGAACGGUAUGGGGUGCAUGCCGUCGGGAAACACCUGCAGUACGGCCGCUCAGGUCCCUUCUCAGAGCACACAAUCGGCCGUACCCAGCCAGAGCUCCCAGUGCCCACCUUCUUCGUCUCCACCCUGUUCUUCCUCUGCCUCCUCCAUCUCUUCCCUCUCCUCAUCGUCUUCAUCAUCCUCUUUACUGGGUCUGGACGUGCCGCAGGGCCCUGGACUGCUGGGAGGUCCGGAGUGUCUGCAUGAAAGAGAGAGAGGGAGGACCGCUGGAGAUGGAGCUCAAACUGUACCACCUGACCCUUCUCCGAGCCCCUCAUGCCCACCUCCGCCGGUGGUGCCACCCACUAAUGCGGCUGAUGUCAUGGUGAACUUUGAUCCCGACCCCGCUGACCUCGCCCUGUCCAGUGUGCCAGGUCAGGAGGCGUUUGACCCGCGCAGGCAUCGCUUCACAGAGGAGGAGCUGAAGCCUCAGCCCAUGAUCAAGAAGGCCCGCAAGAUGCUGGUGCCAGAUGAACAGAAGGAUGACAAGUACUGGAACCGGCGCUAUAAGAACAAUGAAGCAGCUAAACGUUCUCGUGACGCCCGCCGGUUGAAGGAGAACCAGAUUUCAGUUCGAGCAGCAUUCCUGGAACGGGAGAACGCUGCCCUUCGACAAGAGGUCGCCGAUAUGCGAAAAGAGCUUGGCCGCUGUCGCAACAUCAUCAACAAAUACGAGAGCCGCCAUGGAGACUUAUGAAAAGGAGAAAGGAAGAAUGGAAGGAAGAGAAAGACAAUUACUGCUUUUGAAAUAGCGUUUCAAGGGCUGUUCAACUCAUCCUGGAAUGGCAUUUUCUCAUAGCGAUUGCUUCAAAUAAGCACUUCGAUACUGUUGACAAAUUUCUUUUCGUACAUGCAGGGAUCGGUUGAGUUCGCUGGGGUGGUGCUUAAUUGAAUCAAAUACUUGAAAAUUGUGGUUCAAAGUUGAACAGCCCCAGCACGAGGGAUGUGCACAAGGUCUACAUGUAAGCACAAGCGUAUUUCAUAAGCAUCGGCUCUUCUCCCACGAUACCACCCCAAACCUUGACUGUGGAUGUGCAAUCCAAUCUCUCAUAAAUACUCACGGAUCAUAAAGGCAGAUAAUUUAUAAUGUCAUGUAGCCCUUGUGAACAUCCUCUUUUAUACAGGAUGAUUUUCUCAGAGAGAGAAUUAUGCAGGAGGUGGUAGAUACGUCAUUUUUUCUAUGACAAAAAAACACAUUGUAUAUUUUUGAACUGUUAGGGUCAGCUAUAAUAGAGUAGAUGAAGAGGCGGAGGUGGGAACGCGGAUAGCAGCGAGAGCGAGAAAGAUUUUGACAUAGGAAAACUGUAUAUUUUUAUACUUGCAGAAGCAGGCAGGCGAUGAGAUUUUGGAAAUAAUCUUUUUGUAUAUUUUAUAUAUGGGUGGGAGGGUUUGGGUUAGCUGGACUGAAAGAGGGCUAUAUGAAGAAAAAGUCAGGAUCGUUAUCAUUAAAUGAUAUAUUUUCAACAUCAGGAACAGCCAGGCAGGUCAGGAAGAACAAGACUUAAGGGACGAACGUCAGUGAGAGUAACAGAAAGAAACAGAAAAAUAGUGAACAUGAAAACUGUAUAGUUUCAUUUUUUUUCAUCAUGGGUUUGUUCAAGCACUUGUUUUGGUAUCUUUGAUUCCUUUUUUUAAAAUUCAGUGUGUGUGUUUGUUUUAUCCUGAGGUGAGAGAGAGACAGAGAAAGAGAGAGAGAAAGAUGGCAUUACAUCCUGUCACUAUGUCUGGGGAGUCUUGAAACGUGUAGAUUUUUUCAUGUAUAUAUUUAAAUGUUAAAGCAAAUACGUCCACAUGCACACACACACACUCUUUUUGACACAAACUGGACGUGGGAUUUCAUGGCCAGUACAAAAUAUAUAUAUACAUGUGUAUAUAUAUAGUCACAAACAGACUCUUUGAAGGCGUGAACCACAGAACUGUUAAACACAGCAAUAUUGUUUCUCUCUCUUUCUCUCUUCCUCAAGCUUUUGACGUUGUGAUCGGUGCUGGUUUGGCAUUUCUCACCCAGGUCAGCGAGUGAGUUGCAUGCUGGCGCAUGCAUAUUUUUCUGGUGCAGGAAAAAAAACACUCUUUGUGUUUACGACCGUCAUUUUAUAUGGUGCUCACCCAGUCUCUUGACCCAAACACACAUAACCCAACAGUUAUAACCUGUUUGCCUAUAACCUUUGCUCUCUUAUGAUUUCUUAUGAUUAUUGAUCAUUGUAUGAGGAAUCGUAUAUAUAUAUAUAGACCUACACAAGUAUAUCUAUACAUCUCCUCGAAAUUAACCCCACAUCCCCCAUAAAAGACAUGCACCCUAAUACUACUGUACCAUACAAAGUACAAUAUUAUAUUAUAUAUUAAAUAUUAAACUAUUCUCUCACUAGAUAUAUGUGUGUACAUGAGUAUAUGCUUGAAUAUGUGACUAUAGAUGUAAUUUGCAUAACUUGAAUAUAUAAAUGUAGUAUCUUUCCGAUAAAAAAGACAGAUCUGAUUUCUUAUCAGUUUUCUCAGGUGUCUGGGAUGACUAUAAAAAAAAACACGCCAUGCUGAUCAGCAAAACUGGCUUUUUUGCUUGAUUGUUGUCCAAUUUUUUUGGAGCCAGCUAAUGGUGGCUGUAUAAUUCCACAGAAAUGAAUAGUGCACUACCAACUCUUUUUGGAGGAUGAUUCUGUUAUAUAAAAAUGGAAAGGAAAAAAAAAAAACAGUGCUGGAUAUAUAACUUUAUUACAUUAAUGAUAGGAAUUAAAUGUCUUUUCCUUUUGAACCUUGUUGUUCUAUUAUUACGAUUGCUUGCAAUAUCAUUGCUGUUGUUAUGAUUAUAAUUCUCACGUUUCUUUUCAUUGUUUACUUGCAACUACUUCUUACUUUUCAAAGGAAAUGUAUUGCUCUCUUACCUCCCUUGUAACUGCAAGACCAUCUUGAAUUACUCAGUCGAGCCCGUUCACUGUUGGAACCAUCCACCGAGACUGUGCAAGGCCUCAAGUGCAAUGGGGGGUCCGUAAUCUUGUCCUUGUGUGUAUGAAUUUGAUAUAACCUGAAACAAAUAGUAGACUGACUGUUCCUUUCUCUUGACAGAACUUCUUCUACCACUUUUGACUCUUUUUGAUGCCAUGUCAAAACGUACAGUUUGUUAAAAAGAAGCUUAAAGCAAGUGAAGGUUGAAACCUUAAAGAGCUUAAAAACUUUUGACAGUGCUAUUUUUCUAUGUAACUGUGUGCACAUACACUUUCAUGGGCAUUGGUAGCCCGUCGUCACUUUUGCGGUGACGGCGCGCUGCUAAAUGUUAUUGCGGGUAUUGUAUUCAUCAUUUUAUCCUUUUCCACGUGUGGAUUAUGAACAGCUCCCUGUUUGUGACUGUUAUGAACUAUGAAUCCCAUGAGUGCACCAAUACCAAACAUCACUUGGUAAUGUCUACUGCUCCUGCCUAUAGGGAUGCUGGGAAAUGUGGUCUGGCUUUUUUUUUUUUUUUUCCUAAAACACCAAUAAAUAAUUAGCCCUAUUCACUGACAA
Messenger RNA from Ctenopharyngodon idella (grass carp), 4757 nucleotides. RefSeq names its product D site albumin promoter binding protein a (gene dbpa). Gene Ontology annotation, molecular function: DNA-binding transcription factor activity, RNA polymerase II-specific; RNA polymerase II cis-regulatory region sequence-specific DNA binding. The coding region runs from base 850 to 1962 and encodes 370 amino acids. The record is from RefSeq and is a predicted model, not a curated record. The transcript has 5 exons. Gene Ontology annotation, biological process: regulation of transcription by RNA polymerase II. Gene Ontology annotation, cellular component: nucleus. Lineage: Eukaryota; Metazoa; Chordata; Actinopteri; Cypriniformes; Xenocyprididae.